Penaeus chinensis is the source of this 6861-nucleotide messenger RNA. RefSeq names its product mucin-19-like. The coding region runs from base 94 to 6861 and encodes 2255 amino acids. Lineage: Eukaryota; Metazoa; Arthropoda; Malacostraca; Decapoda; Penaeidae. The transcript has 15 exons. The record is from RefSeq and is a predicted model, not a curated record. Gene Ontology annotation, molecular function: nucleic acid binding.
GUCAUAAAUAUAUAAGGGUCUGAGGGCGGGUCUCAGGCAGUGCGCCACUAUCCUUCGGACUGCAGAGUCAAGCAGGAGGUCAGAGCGUCCGCGAUGCGUGUAGCUGUUACGAUUCUAGCCCUGGCGGCCGGGUGCGCCGCCCUCCCGUUCUACAAGGGCGCCCCCAGGCUGCCUCAGCUCGCGCGUGGACACAGCUUCUCCUUCCAGUCCAGUUCGGCGGCCUCAAGUUCCGCCUCGUCCUCGAGCCAUGACUCCUCCUCGAGCAGUUUCUCGUCCUCGGGAGUCAACUUCAACAACGAGGCGUUCAGUUCCGCCUCGUCUGCAGCCAGUAGUUCUGCCUCGUCUUCCAUUUCUGGGUCCUUCGGCGGCGCCCCUCGCGGCUUCCCGGGAACGUUCGGCCUUAAACCUUCCUUCGCUAGUGCUUUUGCUUCUGCCAGUGCCUUUGGAGCUUUCCCCACCUCCGGCACCCUUGGGUCUGCUUCAGGUACUCAUGGUUCCUCUGUUGGGCUGCAGUCUGGCACUCAGGGGACUAUCAGUGGUGCCAACUUAGGCUCCGUAGGAGGGCUUCUGCUGAGCUACGGGUUUCCGCGUCAGACUGGUGCUCAAAAGCCUUUGUCUGUUGAAGGAACCGCUGUUGGAACUUCAGGGUCCUCGGCUGUCAGUUCGACUGGUCAUGGGUCCUCGACUGGUUCUCAGGGAUUCAUAACUGGCACUCAAGGGCCAUCAGCCAGAUUCCCGUCUGGCACUCAAGGGCCAUCAAAUGGAUUCCCGUCUGGCACUCAAGGGCCAUCAGCUGGCUUCCCGUCUGGCACUCAAGGACCAUCGAAUAGCUUCCCGUCUGGCACUCAAGGGCCAUCAAAUGGAUUCCCGUCUGGCACUCAAGGACCAUCAGCUGGCUUCCCGUCUGGCACUCAAGGACCAUCAGCCAGAUUCCCGUCUGGCACUCAAGGGCCAUCAGCUGGCUUCCCGUCUGGCACUCAAGGACCAUCAACUGGCUUCCCGUCUGGCACUCAAGGGCCAUCAGCUGGCUUCCCGUCUGGCACUCAAGGGCCAUCAAAUGGAUUCCCGUCUGGCACUCAAGGGCCAUCAAAUGGAUUCCCGUCUGGCACUCAAGGACCAUCAGCUGGCUUCCCGUCUGGCACUCAAGGGCCAUCAAAUGGAUUCCCGUCUGGCACUCAAGGACCAUCAACUGGCUUCCCGUCUGGCACUCAAGGACCAUCAACUGGCUUCCCGUCUGGCACUCAAGGGCCAUCAAAUGGAUUCCCGUCUGGCACUCAAGGACCAUCGAAUAGCUUCCCGUCUGGCACUCAAGGACCAUCAGCCAGAUUCCCGUCUGGCACUCAAGGGCCAUCAAAUGGAUUCCCGUCUGGCACUCAAGGACCAUCAGCUGGCUUCCCGUCUGGCACUCAAGGGCCAUCAAAUGGAUUCCCGUCUGGCACUCAAGGACCAUCAGCCAGAUUCCCGUCUGGCACUCAAGGACCAUCAGCUGGCUUCCCGUCUGGCACUCAAGGGCCAUCAAAUGGAUUCCCGUCUGGCACUCAAGGACCAUCAGCCAGAUUCCCGUCUGGCACUCAAGGGCCAUCAAAUGGAUUCCCGUCUGGCACUCAAGGACCAUCAGCUGGCUUCCCGUCUGGCACCCAAGUGUCAUCGACCGGUUUCCCGUCUGGCACUCAAGGACCAUCAAACGGAUUCCAGGCUGGCGCUCAAGGAUCUUCAAGCAGCAUUUACUCUGGAAGUCAAGGUUUCUCAAGUGGAUUCCAGUCAGGCACUCAGGUAUCCUCAGCUGGCUUCCACUCUGGCACUCAGGGAUCCUCAACUAGCACUCAAGGAGCCUCAGUUGGUGUCCCGUCUGGCACUGAAGGACUCUCAACUGGCAUUCAGGGAUCUUCAUCUGGGUCCCACUCCAGUUCCCAGGGAUCCUCAGCUGGCACUCAAGAAUCCUCAGCUGGCACUCAAGAAUCCUCAACUGGCAUUCAGGGAUCCUCAGCUGGCACUCAAAGAUCCUCAAGUGGAUUCCACUCUGGCUCUCAGGCAUCCUCCUCUGGGUUCCAGUCCGGCACGAACACUCAGGGGUCCUCAACUGGCUUCCAUUCAGGCUCCCAAGGCUCCUCAGCCGGAUUCCAGUCAGGCACUCACGGAUCCUCAAAUGCUGUUCAUUCUGGCACUCAGGGAUCCUCAACUGGCAUUCAAUCUGGCACGCAAGGAUUCUCGCGUGGCACUCACUCAAGCACUCAAGGAACAUCAUCUGGCGUCCAAUCCAGUUCCUCAACUGACACUCAGGGAUCCUCAACCGGAUUCCAGUCAGGCUCUCAAGGAUCCUCAGCUGGCACUCACUCUGGCACUCAGGAAUCCUUAACUGGCACUCAAGGAUCCUCAGCUGGCACUCACUCUGGCACUCAAGGAUCCUCAACUGGUACUCACUCUGGCACUCAGGGAUCCUUAACUGGCACUCAAGGAUCCUCAACUGGCACUCACUCUGGCACUCAAGGAUCCUCAACUGCUACUCAAGGAUCCUCAGCUGGCACUCACUCUGGUACUCAAGGAUCCUCAGCUGGUACUCUCUCUGGCACUCAGGGAUCCUUAACUGGCACUCAGGGAUCCUCAACUGGCACUCACUCUGGCACUCAGACAUCCUCCUCUAGCUUCCAGUCCGGCACCCAAGAAUCCUCCUCCAGCUUCCAGUCCGGCUUCCAGGAAUCCUCCUCUGGUUUCCAGUUUGGCACGGAAGGAUCCUCAGGAGGCGUUAUCCCGGCGCCGCGCCAGACCAACGGGAACCAUCAGCAGCCGAGGAGCAUCGCGUCAGGACAGAAUACUCUGGUUUCGCGAAGGAAAGUCGGGCCCAAAACGGCUCUCCGGGAAACACGUUUCGGCGGCGCAGCGGAGGCGUCGCCGCCGCGGGCGCCCUUGGCCCUUCGGGCGGAACCUCACCUCCCCGUCACCUUGCUCGGCGGCGGCGGCGGCGGCGGCGGCGGCGGCGGGCAGCUCGCAUUCCCGCUGGGUCAAAUAGCAGAGGUCCUUGUGGGGGUGUGCUCUGCCCUCCCCGCAAAACUACCGGGGCACGUUGCAACUGGGUACGUCCCACCAGGACAUGCCGCACCCGGGCAUGGCGCGCCAGGGCAUGGCGCGCCAGGGCAUGGCGCGCCAGGGCACGGCAUCCCACCCGGGCAUAACUUCUCCUUCCAGUCGAGCUCAUCCUCGUCCAGCUCUGGUUCGUCUUCGAGCCAGAACUCCUCUUCGGCCAGCUUUUCAUCUUCGUCUUCCGGGCUUAACUUCGACAGCUCUUCGUCCAACUCGGCGUCUUCUGCAUCAGAUAGCUCCUCCUCGUCCUCAUUCUCGGGAUCUGGAUUUGGCAACUUCCACGGUGCAGGAGGAUUCUUUGGCGCUGGAGGACUGCCCAAGGGUGAGGGAGUCUCCAGCCAAGGAGGCUUCCACGCCCUCAACAACUUCCUCAGUUCGAACGGAUUCAACGGCUUUUCUGGGUUAUUUGGCGGCAACAGAGGCACUGGCGGCCACGGCUCCUCUGCCGGAUCGCACGCUUCAUCCGCUGGGGCAGCAGCACAUGCAGGUGGAUCAGCUGUCGGCUCUCAGGCAGGCGGCCAUGCAGGCAGCACGAGUGGUGUCCACACAGGAGUAGUUGGGUCGUCUGCUGGCACACAAGGAUCAAAUGUUGGCACUCAAGGAUCUACUAACUUCCAGUCUGGAACACAAGGUUCAAAUUCUGGAUCCCAAGAAUCCUCUUCUGGAUUCCAGUUCGGCAGUCAAGGGUCAGCUGCCGCAUCCCAAGGAGCUUCAGGAAACGCACACACUGGAACACAAGGAUCAGCUGUUGGAGUCCACGGGUCUGCCACUGCUGGUCAGGCUCAAGGAGUAGCUACUGGAGCCGAAGGAUUUUCUGGUGAAUCCCAGGUUGGCUCUUCAGUCCAUUCCCAGUCAGGAGAGGCAAGCGCUCAGGGAUCUUCUUCUAAUACUCAAUCUGCCUCUACUGCCGGAGGAUUUGGAUUAUCUGCAGGAGUACAAGGCUCUGAUGGAACUCAAGGAUUGCAUAUUGGCAGCCAAAGCUCUGCUGGUGAAACCCAAACUGGAACCCAGGGGCUUUCCGGUGAAUCCCAGUUUGGAACCCAAGGCUAUUCAGCUGGAUCUUCCGUCGAUUUCCAGGCUGGCGCCGAAGGAGCAAGUGCUGUAACUCAGGGGUCUUCGCUCGGUCUUCAGGGAACACAAGGAUCAGCUUUUGGCGUCCAGGGAUCUGCUGCUGGGACUCAAGGAUUCGCCGGAACCCAACAUUCUGCCACUGGUUUCCAGACAAAUACUCAAGGAUCAAGUCUCGGAGCCCAAGGAUUUUCUGGUGAAACCCAGGUCGGAUCCCAAGGAUUUUCUGGUGAAACCCAGGUCGGAUCCCAAGGAUUUUCUGGUGAAGCCCAGGUCGGAUCCCAAGGAUUUUCUGGUGAAACCCAGGUCGGAUCCCAAGGAUUUUCUGGUGAAACCCAGGUCGGAUCCCAAGGAUUUUCUGGUGAAACCCAGGUCGGAUCCCAAGGAUUUUCUGGUGAAACCCAGGUCGGAUCCCAAGGAUUUUCCGGUGAAGCCCAGGUCGGAUCCCAAGGAUAUACAGGUGAAACCCAGGUCGGAACCCAAGGAUAUUCUGGUGAAGCCCAGGUUGGAACCCAAGGAUUUUCCGGUGAAGCCCAGGUCGGAUCCCAAGGAUUUUCAGGUGAAACCCAGGUAGGAACCCAAGGAUUUUCUGGUGAAGCCCAGGUUGGAUCCCAAGGAUUUUCCGGUGAAACCCAAGUCGGGACCCAGGGAUUUUCUGGUGAAACCCAGGUCGGAACCCAAGGAUUUUCUGGUGAAACCCAGGUCGGAACCCAAGGAUUUUCUGGUGAAACCCAGGUCGGAACCCAAGGAUUUUCUGGUGAAACCCAGGUCGGAACCCAAGGAUUUUCUGGCGAAUCCCAAGAUGGAAGUCACGGAUAUUCAGCUGGAUCUUCGAUUAAUUUCCAGUCUGGCACCGAGGAGACAAGUGGUGCAACUGAGGGAUCCUCAUUCAACACUCACAUUGGCGUUGAGGGGACAACAACUGGGGCUCAUGGGUCAUCCGCCGGAGCACAGGCGUCUGCCACUGGUUUCCAGUCAAACGCAGAAGGGUCAGAUGUUGGAGCCCAAGGAUUUUCUGGAGUGUCCCAAUUUGGAACCCAAGGAUCUUCGGGAGUAGCCCAGGUUGGAGCCCAAGGAUUUUCUGGAGUGUCCCAAUUUGGAACCCAAGGAUCUUCGGGAGUAGCCCAGGUUGGAGCCCAAGGAUUUUCUGAUGAAUCCCUGGUUGGAAGCCAAGGCUAUUCAUCUGGAUCUUCAUUUGAUUUCCAGUCUGGCACUGGAGGGGCAACUGCUGCUGCAACUCCAGGAUCUUCACUUAAUACCCAAUCUGGCACGCAAGGAUCAGCCACUGGAAUCCAGGGCUCUUCAGUCGGAAUUCAGGGAUCUUUUGGAUUCCAGGCCGGCAGUCAGGGAGCAGAUUUAGCAACUCAUGAAGCUUCUGUCGACUCGUCCUCAGAAACCCAGGGUUCAUCGGGCGAAUAUCAGGAAUCAGUCGAUGGCGCCCAGGACCUCUUCAGUGGUUUGCAAAUCGGCUCUCAGGGAUCAGACGGUGACUUCCACGCUUCCUUCGGCGCUGGGAUUCAGACCAGCCACUCCGGCACAACUGGGUUAAGUCAGACCACGUCCGAAGCACAGGACUCCUCUCUCGGGAAGGAAAUCACGUUCCCUGAACAAGUGUCUGGACCCGGCACAUCCUUCGACGAUUUCGAGCAGUCUUCCCUCGGGUCUCAGUUCCCCUCCAAGAUGGCUUUUGAGAGCAUUGAACAGAGAUUCAAGACCACUGACUUCAACAUUUAUGGAGCAAAUAAGAAUAAGACUGGUGGGCGUGACCGCAUGAUUAAGGAGUCACAACGAAAAUAUUCCAACGUCACAACAAAGGCCUUGGAGCUCUUCAAAUCGCUGUGUGAGGAAUGUCAGAGGAAAAGGAAAAGACCAAUGACCAAGGAGGUUGCCUUCAAGCUUGUAGAUAUCUUCCUUCUCGUGGGUGCCCCUGCUGUUCUCCAAAGUGAUAAUGGCUCAGAGUUCACAUCCAGGGUGAUUACUGAGCUAAAAGAAAUGUGGCCAAGUCUCACCAUGGUUCAUGGGAAGCCCCGUCAUCCACAAAGGAUAAAGUGCUCUCCAUACUCUGCUAUCUUUGGUUGUGAAGCCAGAGUUGGCAACAACAACAGGUUCUGCUGCAAGUUCUACUGGUUCAGUGACCACUACAACUGUGAUCCAUGUGACUACGAGAUGUUUGUCGGUCCCCAUGGCAUGGGAGUUGAUAUUUUUCCAGGAGUUUGCUCGUUCCCAGAGACAGGAUUUCUGGCUAUCAGUGUUCCAAUCACCAUUGCUAGACAGGGUACAGCAAAGGUAAUGUGGUUAAGGAGAUCGACCACAUCCUUGUUGGCACUCGCUGGAUACUUCCUCUUGAUCUACAGGGCCUACCGGAGAGCCAAGCUCUGUGGCACCGUCCGUAGAUUGGUCGUGGCUACCCACUGGGUCCACUCCUGCCGAAGGGACAAGGGACAGUAUAUUAUGGAGCUUGCUGGGGAACUGAAAGUCAUAAUCUUUGUAACUGACCUUCAUCCUGCCUACCAGGCCCUUCCAUCAGUAACUAGCCAGGUUAAUGAGUGCUGUGUUCGUGAAAGCUGUGUAAUAUGCCAGAAAACUAUGAGAAAUAGAGAGAGAGAGAGAGAGAGAGAGAGAGAGAGAGAGAGAGAGAGAGAGAGAGAGAGAGAGAGAGAGAGAGAGAGAGAGAGAGAGAGAGAGAGAGAAAGAAGGAGAGAGAGAUGUCAGUGA